AUGUCUACCUCAGGAGAAAGAUUUCUUUUUACUUCGGAAUCAGUUGGUGAAGGUCACCCAGAUAAGAUUUGUGAUCAAGUGUCUGAUGCUAUUUUGGAUGCUUGUUUAGCUGCUGACCCAUUGUCCAAGGUUGCUUGUGAAACUGCUGCCAAGACUGGUAUGAUUAUGGUUUUUGGUGAAAUCACCACCAAAGCUACUUUGGAUUACCAGAAAAUCAUUAGAGACACCAUCAAGCACAUUGGUUACGACCAUUCAGAAAAGGGUUUUGACCACAACACCUGUAAUGUCUUGGUUGCUAUUGAACAACAAUCUCCGGAUAUUGCUCAAGGUUUGCACUACGAAAAAGCAUUGGAAGAAUUGGGUGCUGGUGAUCAAGGUAUUAUGUUUGGUUACGCUACCGAUGAAACUGAUGAGAAAUUGCCAUUAACCAUUUUGUUAGCUCACAAAUUGAAUGCUGAAUUGGCUUCUGCCAGAAGAUCAGGUGCUUUGCCAUGGUUGAGACCUGACACUAAGACUCAAGUCACCGUUGAAUAUGAAAAAGAUGGUGGAGCUGUUAUCCCAAAAAGAGUUGACACUGUCGUCAUCUCUACCCAACAUUCAGAUGACAUUUCAACCGAAGACUUGAGAAAGGAAAUUCAAGAACACAUCAUCAAAAAGGUUAUUCCAAGCAACUUGUUGGAUGACAAGACUAUCUACCAUAUUCAACCAUCAGGUAGAUUUGUCAUUGGUGGUCCACAGGGUGAUGCUGGUUUGACUGGAAGAAAGAUUAUUGUUGACACCUAUGGUGGAUGGGGAGCCCACGGUGGUGGUGCUUUCUCUGGAAAAGAUUUCUCCAAGGUUGACAGAUCUGCUGCUUACGCUGCCAGAUGGGUUGCCAAAUCAUUGGUUAACGCCAAGUUGGCUAGAAGAGCAUUGGUUCAAUUUUCAUAUGCAAUUGGUGUUGCUGAGCCAUUGUCCAUCUACGUUGACACUUAUGGUACCUCCAAAUACUCAUCUGACGAAUUGGUACAAAUUAUCAAAAAGAACUUUGAUUUAAGACCAGGUGUUAUCGUCAAGGAGUUGGAUUUGGCUAGACCAAUCUACUUCAAAACUGCAUCAUAUGGACAUUUCACCAACCAAGAAAAUCCAUGGGAACAACCUAAAAAAUUGAAAUUUUAA
This is a messenger RNA of Lodderomyces parapsilosis, 1158 nucleotides long. It is a transcript of the gene SAM2, whose product is annotated as methionine adenosyltransferase. Gene Ontology annotation, cellular component: cytosol. Gene Ontology annotation, molecular function: ATP binding; methionine adenosyltransferase activity. The record is from RefSeq and is a predicted model, not a curated record. Lineage: Eukaryota; Fungi; Ascomycota; Pichiomycetes; Serinales; Debaryomycetaceae. Gene Ontology annotation, biological process: S-adenosylmethionine biosynthetic process. The coding region runs from base 1 to 1158 and encodes 385 amino acids. The transcript has a single exon.